AUGACCAUGAUCAUGAUUACCAAUUUGCGUUUUACUGAUCUUGUUCAAUUAAGUGGUCAUGAUGAUAUUGCGGGACUUAGUGGUGGGAAAAUUCGUUUGAAGACCAUGAUAACAAACAAUAUUAUAUUAUGUGCUUACGAUUUAUGUGACUUCGGUUUGUCUAAAUCUGUCAAAGUAUUGAGUGAUAUAUACAAACAAAGUACUGCUAAACACAGCAAAGAUUUUAAAGACAAUGUUAACUAUAUGGCACCGGAAGUAGAGACCACUGAAUACAACCAUUUAAUAGAUGUCUAUAGUCUGGCACUCAUUGGAGCGAAAAUAUUUGGUUUCGAUUCCGACGAUAUCAGAGACGGAAUAUUGGAUUCCGAUUUCUAUUGCUAUUUACAAAUUAAUGAUAAUAGAGUUAUGGAAAGACUGAUUGGAGACUAAGACCC
This is a messenger RNA of Medioppia subpectinata, 434 nucleotides long. Lineage: Eukaryota; Metazoa; Arthropoda; Arachnida; Sarcoptiformes; Oppiidae. The record is from the annotation of a GenBank genome assembly.